Molecule: messenger RNA, 6944 nt
Organism: Lucilia cuprina (Australian sheep blowfly)
Lineage: Eukaryota; Metazoa; Arthropoda; Insecta; Diptera; Calliphoridae
Exons: 16
Coding region: 20-6763 (2247 amino acids)
Biological process (GO): proteolysis
Cellular component (GO): membrane; extracellular region
Molecular function (GO): chitin binding; serine-type endopeptidase activity; protein binding
Source: RefSeq, a predicted model, not a curated record
UAUUAAUAAAUGUCAUAAAAUGUGGAAAACUAUAACAUUAUUUUUGUGUAUAUUUUACACAAAUUGUGUGCAAGCGACCUAUAAUACGGGAAUAAAAACCAGAGUCUAUGAACAGCAACCGAUAACUCAUGUCUAUCAUCAGCAUCAAUAUACACCAACACAUGGUCAUUAUCACCAAUACGAAGGCAGUAAUGACAGAGAUUAUCAGUCCUCUAUAAAUCAUCAUUAUGCUCACAAUGAUAAUUCCUAUCAGCAGCAACGUGAAGGUGAUUAUUAUCAGCAAACACCAACAGCAACAUCACAAACAUCACAGCAGUCCCAACAUCAUCGAUCGCAGCAACAUUAUCAACAACAACAUCACCAACAACAUUCCCAAACACAACCGAUUUACGAGCGCAGAGGGAAUUCCCCGGUACAAACGAGCGGAAAUUGGCAGAAUUCUGAAAAUUCGGUUACAGAAUAUUAUACGGGAUGCCCUUCCGGUCACACAGGUCAAUUACCAUACGCCUACGAUUGUCGACGCUUUUUAAAUUGUUGGAAUGGAAGAGGUCACAUUCAGACAUGUUCGGUUGGUACGGUUUUCAAUCCAGAAACAUUGGAAUGUGAUCGUCCCGAUAAGGUUAAAUGUGAAGCGGCUUUAGGUGUGUUGGGUGUGCAAUCUGCAGGAAAAUCUCCAGCUCCUAGUCAUGGUAGUUUAAAGCAACCCACAUAUAGAGCUGGUCGUUAUACUGAUAGUACUAAUGAUAAUGUCGAGGUUUUGUGUCCUGCCGGCGCAGAGGGUUUACAGCCACAUCCCUCAGAUUGUACCCGCUUUCUAAACUGUGCCAAUGGCAAUAUGCAUAUACAACAAUGUGGUCCCGGUACUGCCUAUAGUAUAGCCAUGAAAGUGUGUGAUUUUAAGCACAAAGUUGAUUGUUCGGGCAGAGAGGGAGGUGAUGUGACCCCUACUUAUAGACAAGUACAAAAUUCAGCUAAUAUAAAUGAAAUUACUUGUCCCUCGGAUGCAUCUGGUUUGUAUCCCCAUCCCCAUGAUUGUACUAAAUUUUUACAGUGUUCUAAUGGUGCUACGUACAUACAAGAUUGUGGUCCCGGUACUGCUUUCGAUAGUGCACGUUUAAUUUGUGAUUAUAAACACAAAGUUAAAUGUUGUUCGGGCUGUACUUGGUCUGAGACAGAAACUGAAACAUCAGUUGUUGUAUCGGAAAAUCAUCAUACCCAAGCCACCCCAUCGCAACCAUCACUCCCUGCAAAUAAUCAGCAACAUGAAGAUUUGCCACAUACUGCCGAUAUCUUGUGUCCAAAUGGUAUAACUGGCCUAUUUGCAUAUCCCUUUGAUUAUACGAAAUUUAUUAAUUGCAAAAAUGGCAAUACGGCCAUACAGAAUUGUGUACCGGGUACCGCUUUUAGUAUAUCGAAAGGUUAUUGUGAAUCCUUGGAGGAUAUACAACAAAGUGAUCAUGUUAUAUAUAUUGUGUCACAAGUUAGUUAUGAAUAUUCUCAAACUCUUAUCACCUGUCCCCCUGGUACUGAGGGUCUACACUUGUAUCCCUUUAAUGCUGAGCUAUAUGUUAAAUGUGUAAAGAGUCAAAUGAAGAUUGUACCCUGCAGUAAUUCCCUGGUAUUUAGUAUUACCAGACGCACUUGCCUGCCUUUCGCACAGGUCUUAAAGAAUGAACGUGUUCGUUUAUUGAGCGAACUGCAAACGACCAACAAUUAUCGUGUUACAGAAGAACAAUAUAGAAUGAAUAAUAUGGUUUACUGUCCGGGUGGUUUAACGGGUUCCUAUCCUCACCCUUUUGAUUCUACAAAAUAUUUGAAAUGUGUUAGAGGUCGCUUAUAUAGUGAAUCAUGUGCCUCUGGUGAGGCUUUCAGUUUAUCGCGUAAGGUUUGUACUUUAAAAGAAGAACUUAAUGCUGAUGAUCAUGUGCCCUUGGCUAAGACGCCUCAAGGUCAUGAAUGGAGAAUAACUGAUAUGGAAGUAACUUAUGGUUCUAUUGAUGGUUUGACUUAUUUAAUGUGUCCUCCCGGUUUAGAGGGUUAUUUUUUGAAUCCCUUUGAUUGUACCAAAUACAUUCAAUGUUCUCAAGGUGUUACCGUAGUUGAUGAGUGUUUAAACGGUUCCGUUUUUAGUAUAUCCCGUAAAGAGUGUAUACCUAGAGAUAAGGUGGAGGCCUACGACCGUGUAGAGUAUUUGACAACAACCAAAAAUGAGUUUACAAAUGAAUCAGUAGAUCAAUAUCAUCAUGAUCUUGGUAUUAGCUGCAAUCCAGGAACUUUUGGUAUAUAUCCUCACCCUCAUGAUUGCCAUAAAUACAUACGCUGUGCCAAUGGUCGUCUAUCUAUGGAAAAUUGUCCAGCCGGUCAAGUAUUUAGUUUGACUAGAAGUUUUUGUCAGAAUGAACAUGAGGUUGAUAACAAAGAUCGUAGUUCUUAUAAUAGAGGUCAUUAUACUGGAGCAACUACUACAACUACAAAUACUGUUUAUCAGCCAGGAUCUUAUACACCAAUUAAUGUACCUCACAACUCUUUAAGCCCACCACCACCUCCAACCGCUAAUAUGGUACCACCCUCAGCUGUUUUAAGUCCUCCACUACCUUCACCCUUAGCUCCUGUAGCUAAUGAUGUUAACUGUCCUCCCGGUGCUACCGGUCGCUAUCCACAUCCCUAUGAUUGCACGAAAUUUUUAAUGUGCGCCAAUGGUGAAACACAUAUACAAGAUUGUGGUCCCGGUACCGCUUGGAAUAAGGCCAUGGAAGUGUGCGACUUUAAGGAUAAAGUUGAUUGCUCUCAAAGUGGAGGUACUAGUGGUCAUAGUAGCAGUACGAUUACGACUUCUAUAUAUAAUUCAGAAUCUCAAUUCCCUUGCCCUGCUGGUGUGGAGGGUCUCUAUCAGCAUCCUUAUGACUGGCAUAAAUAUUUGGUUUGCAGUCACGGUCAAAGCACUAUAAUGGACUGUGCUCCUGGUACAGUUUUUAGUUUAUCGCGUAAAAUCUGUGAUACUGAGGCCAAUGUUUUAAAUACAGAUCGUUGCAAUAAUGGAGUUUAUAGCAGUGAUUAUGAUUAUACUUAUACUCAAACACAUAAUCGUGGUUCCUCUACUGUCAAUAGCCAAUGGACUAAUGUGGCCACAUCACAAUCCCAGCCUACUACUGUUGUCAAUACCCAAAUUAGUGGAAAUCGUUGGACUAACAUGAAUGUACCACGUCCUCAGGGUUCUACUGCUUGGCAACAUACUACAAAUACACAUCACCAAAUACCUCCCCCUAAAGCCGAUGUAACACCCGUCUGGUCGGGCACUGCAGUACAUGUGGAUCAACAUAAUCCCACUCAUACGGUCAUCUAUGAGGAGGGAACUUUCGAACCGAAUCGUAAUUAUAAUCGUCAAAUGUUUAACACACCAUUAUCACCAUUAAAACCAACAACAACAACAACAACUACAACAGCAUCGACCCUAGUUUAUGCUCAACCAGUUGAUUCACAAGAAGAUUCUCAAGAAAUUUUUUCAAAAACUCCUACACAACCUUUGAACCCUUAUAAUCCGUCAUUUACUCCCACUUCAAAUCGUCAAAAUCAUACUAGAUAUCUAAAUUCUUGGACACCCAUACGACCGGUAGAUUUACCCCGACAUGACAUAAUGCCACCUCCCCAGAAUACUGUUUACACUAAUGCUCGUGUACCCAUUACCACAUAUAUUAUACCAUCCAAUCGAGCUCCUCAGUCUUCUCAAGCUUCUCCUAUUCCCGCCAGACCUCAAACUUUUACACCAACAACACAUUUUGGUAGCGAGGAUUCGGGUCAAAAACCAUUAUCAGAAGCUGGUUUUAAAACCAUAAAUAUUGAUCAAUUACCUGGUCAAAUAUCUUAUAACCUAAAUGAUUUCGAUCAAUUGCCUUCAGCAUCUUCAAAGCAUAAUACUAAUGAUGCUUCCAACUUAUAUGGUGGUCUGCAACCCCCCGCAGCCGCCACUGUAACUACUACUACUACUACUGCUAGUAGUUUUUUAGACCCCUAUCCACAAACUACCCAAGUACCUUUACCUCCAAGAAUGCCUACAAAACGUAUUACCAGUUAUCCCCAACUUUCGAAUGCCACCAUACAAACAUUUCCCCAUCAACCGCACUAUAGUCCACCCUAUUCGGAAGUAACGCAUUCGCGUAAUGCUUCCUGGGUGGGUCGUAAAAUUCCCCAACAUUCGGCCAUUAAACCUAUCUACAGAGAUCCUUUGAAUUCAGAAAAUACUAAUGUAAAAAUAACUAGUACUCCUCCACCCCAAUACUAUGGCCUAAGUCCUCCUCCUUAUGCCAAUAGUGAACAUAGCGAUAAUGUUGAUAAACCUGAAAAUCAAGAACAGGCCAUGAAAGAGGCUUUAAAACUUUUAUUAAAACCUUAUCUUGAGGCUGAAAGUAAAGUAGAAGAUACUGUAGCCGAAAUGGCUCAAUCUCAUAUAAUGAGUUUAGUUUCCACCACCACCACCAGUACGACGACCAGUACGACUCAUAAACCUCCCACACUACCAUCCAAUCAAAAUACUCUUGUUCCUAGCACAACGCCACAUCAAGAAGAUGAUGUUGAACUUAUAAUUGCAGGUGAACAGCAUAGUCUAGUAGGUGUUACGACUAAAACCACUGGUGGCCAUGAAACUUCAACAUCUUAUAAUAUACAUCAGUCCCGUCCCUUACAAUCAGAACGUUCAAGUUUAAAACCACACAUACACAAUCAUGACCAUAACUCUAAUUGGCAUAAACAUCAUUCCCAUGAUACGCAUCACUUUAAAUUACAACACAAUCGUGAAUUCCAUGAGAAACAUCCUAAUCUUCCAAAUCCUUUUGAUGAUACUACUAAACCUACUAGUUCCUAUAAUCCCCGUGCUGAGUCAACCACACCGAGAACCUAUGAUUUUGAUUUAAGAGCUGGCAGCAGUAGGUGUCCAUUCGAUUGUGGUAAUGGCAAGUGUGUGGAAGAGCAUCAGGUCUGUGAUGGUGUCAACAAUUGUGGAAAUCGUAAGGAUGAACAGCAAUGUGAACAUUUAGGUUAUGCCGUACGUUUGACGGGUGGUCAGAGUCCAAAUAUGGGACGUGUAGAGGUCAAAAUUCUUGGCAAAUGGGGUUACGUGUGUGAUGACAAAUUCGGUUUACCCGAUGCUGAUGUCGUAUGCCAUGAAUUGGGCUUUAAAAUGGGUGCUAUGGAAGUACGUGGCAAUUCGUAUUAUUCUCCAUCUGAUGUUAAUGUCUACUUUGCUAUGGAUGAGGUGCAAUGUAAAGGAAAUGAAACUUCUCUCAGAGAAUGUGACUUUAAGGGAUGGGGUGUUAAUAAUUGUGGACCCGAUGAAGUAGUGGGUGUAGUUUGUAAAGUACCCAAACUAAAGUGUCCCGAUAAUUAUUGGUUGUGUAGCACUUCGAAGGAGUGUAUUCCAACAGCUUUUCUGUGUGAUGUAACGCCCGACUGUGAGGAUGGUUCCGAUGAGAGUGAACAAGUUUGCAAUGCUCCUAUUAAAUAUCGUUUAGAAGGUGGACGUAGCUCGAAUGAGGGACGUUUAGAGGUGUUUUACCGUGGAGAAUGGGGUACGGUUUGUGAUGAUGAUUUUGGCUUAAAAGAGGCUCAAGUUGUUUGUAAUUCUUUUGGUCUCUAUGGCAAAGCGGAAAUCGCUAAGAAUAUUUAUGGCCCGGGCAGUGGUCCCAUUUGGUUGGAUCAAGUAUCUUGUUUGGGUAAUGAAACCAAAAUUGACGAAUGUAAUCACUGGUCUUGGGGUGAAAACAAUUGUAAUCAUACUGAAGAUGUGGGACUCAAGUGUACUGCAGGCCCCAAACCUAAUCCUGCAAAAUCCAAUAAAGAACUCACCGUAAACUCUUAUGGAAAAGACUUAGAAUAUGGUAUGGAAUUGGAACAAACCGAACUUGAUGAUUUGGGUUUGUAUCAAGGUCUUUGGCAACGUUCCAGCAAGGCGGUCCAGAGUCAAAAGAAAUGUGGUCACUUUAAAACGAAUUUGGUCGAUGAGUAUGAACAUCCAGAGGAAAGAGUGGUAAAUGGUAGUGUUGCCAAAAGAGGACGUCAUCCUUGGCAAGCUACUAUAAGAACUAGAGGUCGUGGUGGUAUAUCAAGUCAUUGGUGCGGUGCUGUUAUUAUAUCCAAAAGAUUAAUACUUACUGCCGCCCAUUGUUUAGCGGGUUAUCCUAAGGGUUCGUAUUUCGUGCGCAUGGGUGAUCAUUAUGCCAAUAUAGCUGAAUCCUCCGAAAUCGAUUCAAAUAUAGAAAAUUGGUAUAUUCAUGAAAAAUUCCGUGAUCAAAAGCAUAUGAACAAUGAUAUAGCUUUGAUAUUGUUAAAGACUCCGGUACGUUUCAAUGAUUAUGUGCAGCCGAUUUGCUUGCCCGAAAAGGGCGCCACAUUGGAACCAAAUCGUUUGUGUACAAUUUCAGGCUGGGGAUCCAUAAAAUCAGGCACUUCAACUCCCUCAAAUAUUUUACGUUCCGCUCAUGUACCCAUCUUGGCCGAUGAGGUUUGCAGCCAGAAAAAUGUCUAUGCCAAUGCCAUGACCGAAGGCAUGUUUUGUGCUGGUUUCUUAGAUGAAAGUGCCGAUGCCUGUGAUGGUGAUUCGGGUGGACCCUUAGUUUGUUCCGAUGAGGAUGGUGAAACAUUGUAUGGUAUAAUUUCAUGGGGACAACAUUGUGGUUAUGUCAAUCAUCCUGGCGUAUAUGUGCGUGUAGAGAAAUAUAUCGAUUGGAUCUAUGAUAAAAUUAAUCUAAUGAUGCAACAAGGCAAGCUUUAAAGUAAUUAUAUUCUGAACUCGAAUUUUGUUGAAUUUUCUUUUGUAAUUAUUAAAACUCGAAAUAUUUUUAGAUUAAGUUUAGUUUGUAGAAAUUUGUAAUAUCAAAAUUUUUAAAAACAAUAGAAAAAAAAUUGUAUUUAAAAUAAAGUUUAAAUAAUAGAUUAUCGUCUACUAAUCAAAA